AUGACACAGAACCUUAUUAUUCGAAUAAAUAAACCUUUAUUUAAUAACACAAGCAGAAUUAAGAGAAUUCUUUUUAAUAUAGAGAAUAAGCACAGGGGAAAAUAUCAUUCCUCUUUUAAAAGAUACUUUUCUAUAGAUACGGUAAAGGUACCUAGGCUAGGUGAUUCAAUUACAGAAGGUACUAUAAGUGAAUGGAAAAAAAAAGUUGGUGAUUAUGUUAGGACAGAUGAAACGUUAACAGUUAUCGACACUGAUAAAGUUAGUGUUGACAUAAAUGCAAAAUCAUGUGGAGCUUUAUCUAAAAUAUUUGCAGAAGCUGGAGACAUUGUUUUAGUUGAUGCCCCACUAUGUGAAAUAGAUACUUCAGUAGAACCACCUCAAAUUAUCGCAGAAAAAAAAGAUGAAAUAGAAAAUGAAAAAGUAAUGAACACUAAUAAUGAGAAAAUAGAACGUGAAAAAGAUGAAAAUUUAUUCAAAGGAAGCAAUGUGAAUAUAAAAGAAACGGAAAAACAAGUAAAUAAUGAAAACAAAUUAGGCCUCUCCUAUGAAUUGACAAGCGAACGAACAGAAAAAAGAGUUCGUAUGUUACCAAUAAGAAAACGAAUCGCGGAAAGGUUAAAGGAAUCGCAAAAUACGUGCGCUUUAUUAACAACUUUUAACGAAUGCGAUAUGAGUAAAGUAAUAGUCUUAAGAAAUGAAUUAAAAGAUACAUUUCAAAAAAAGUAUGAGUGUAAAUUAGGAUUUGUAUCCUUAUUUAUAUAUGCUUCAACAUUAGCUUUAAAAAAAAUGCCACAAGUAAAUGCAUAUAUUGAAAAUGAUGAAAUUGUUUAUAAGAAUUAUAUAGACAUUUCUGUAGCAGUAGCUACACCUAAUGGGUUAACUGUUCCAGUUAUUCGUGAUUGUCAAAAUAAAAAAUUACCACAACUAGAAUUAGCAUUAUCUGAAUUAGCUACAAAGGCAAGAAAUAAUAAAUUAUCUUUAGAUGAUUUCACUGGUGGUACAUUUACUAUAUCUAAUGGAGGAGUAUUUGGUAGCAUGUUAAGUACUCCUAUUGUUAACAUGCCCCAGUCUGCUAUUCUAGGUAUGCACACAAUAAAAAAUAGAGCAGUUGUUGUUAAUAAUGAAAUUGUUAUAAGACCCAUUAUGUACCUAGCCUUAACCUAUGAUCAUAGAUUAUUGGAUGGAAGAGAUGCUGUGCAAUUUUUAUCUGCAAUAAAAGAUUACAUAGAAAACCCUAAUCUUAUGUUAAUAGAUUGA
Molecule: messenger RNA, 1257 nt
Organism: Plasmodium malariae
Lineage: Eukaryota; Apicomplexa; Aconoidasida; Haemosporida; Plasmodiidae
Product: dihydrolipoyllysine-residue succinyltransferase component of 2-oxoglutarate dehydrogenase complex, putative
Exons: 3
Coding region: 1-1257 (418 amino acids)
Biological process (GO): tricarboxylic acid cycle
Cellular component (GO): oxoglutarate dehydrogenase complex
Molecular function (GO): dihydrolipoyllysine-residue succinyltransferase activity
Source: RefSeq, a predicted model, not a curated record